Messenger RNA from Gasterosteus aculeatus aculeatus (three-spined stickleback), 7096 nucleotides. NCBI's taxonomy places the organism in Eukaryota, Metazoa, Chordata, Actinopteri, Perciformes, Gasterosteidae. The record is from RefSeq and is a predicted model, not a curated record.
UCCCGACCGAACGCCGGAGACCUGUUUCUCCCCGUAAGACGGAGGUGGCGGAGGGGAGAGGCGGGCGGGCCGGCGGCGGGAGUGCGGUGGGGGGAGAAGACAGCGGAGCAGCGAGAGGGACAACGGGACGCUGAAAGCGGGCCAACGCGGGAACCGGAGCGCCACCACCGCCGCCGCCGCCGCCGCCGCCGCCGCUGCCGUCACCGCCGCUACUACUGCCGCAGCUAGCGCCGCCGCCGCCGCCCUGGGUGCCCCCCGCCGCCGCCGCCAUGGGAACUCCGCAUCAGUCGCUCCAACCGCCGCUUGGUCCGUGGGCCAUGUCGUGAUCCGUGGGCUCCGCCAGCGGGUUUUCUAUCGGUGAUCCCGACCGAGGAGGAGGAAGAGCAGGAGGGGGAGGGAGGAGGAGGGCGGGCGGGAAGGUGGUGGUGGUGGUGGUGGAGAAGAUGUUCGCCUCGGUGGGCCCUCGGGGCGGCCCGCGCCCCCCGGUCGCCCCGGCCGUGCCGGAACCGGACCUGAGCCAUUUAACGGAAGACGAGAGGAAGAUCAUCAUGGCUGUGCUGGCUCGGCAGCGGGAGGAAGAGGCGAAGGAGGAGGCCAUGACAAAAGAAGAGAAGCCUAUCCAAGCAAGAACGGUGAAUCUGGUUGGGCAGAAGAAACCUCAGCAGCAAAAUGACGUUCGAGGAAUCCAGCAGCAGUUGUCCAGCUACAGGGAGACGGUGGUCCGACAGGCCACGGUAGCGGCAGGUCACCGGGACGACGCACCGACCUGCGGCAUUUGCCACAAGACCAAGUUUGCAGACGGCUGUGGGAACCUGUGCUCGUACUGCCAGACCAAGUUCUGCGCCCGCUGCGGAGGCCGCGUGUCGCUGCGAUCCAACACGGAGGACAAAGUGGUGAUCUGGGUGUGUAACAACUGCAGGAAGCAGCAGGAGCUCCUGACAAAGCCGGGCGAGUGGUUCACCGGUCCAGCCGGGAAGCCCGCCGGCCUCGGGUCGGCCAUCAGCGAGCCGUCUGUGUGCCAGACGCUCGGCGACAAGAAGCUUCGGUCUCGAUCCCAGGCGCCCCCGGGCUCCAACCCGGUGAUCCAAGAACCCAACCGACCCGGUGUGCCUGGAGCCGCGCCCGGCACCGAUGCCCGGUCGCGCAGCGAGCCACCACGAGAUUCUGGAAGAGGGGGCGGAGGAGCUGGUCGUGGGGAGCGUCGGCAGGGUCAACAACUUCAAACCCAGGUGUCCAUGGACCGGGACCUCCGGUGGGAGUCCCGGGAGCGCCGGGAGAGCCGGAAGCUGUCGAAGGGACGCUCUCUGGAGCACGAUCCUGUUGGAGGAGUCGGCGGGGUAAUGCGGACCGAGGAGGGGGGCUACCACCACAUGGACCACAGCGGUGCUCCCCCUCGCCAAGCAGGGCCGGCCCCACCUGGAGGCCGGGGCCACCCUGCUCCUGCGCUGGGUCGAGGCGGGGGCAUGGGAGGGGAGGUUGGGGACGGCGUGCGGACCGGACAGAGGACGGUGGGUGGGGUCGGAGGGCCACGCGAACACAACCUCGCUCAGCAGCCCCUGCCCCCCGAGCUCAGAGAGCCCCUCGGCCAAGGGCCCGUGGGGAGACGGACAAAACGUGAGAAAUCCGACAGCAUGCUGCGCAACGAUUCGCUUAGCUCCGACCAAUCGGAAUCCCUGCGCCCGCCGCCCCCGAGGCCCUACAAAUCAAAGCGAGGGAUGGGAGCCGGGGGUAAGAGGCAGACCAGCGUCAGCAGUUCGGAGGAGGAGGGCGGGACCACGCCCGAGUACAGCAGCUGUGAGGACGCCGAGAUCGAGAGUGUCAGCGAGAGAGGCGACUGGGAGUGCUACCCGCACGACCCCACCGGAUGGCAUCAUCCUGUCACCUGGCAACCGUCCAAGGAGGGAGACCAUCUAAUAGGACGAAUCACCCUCAGCAAGAGGAGCGCCACCAUGCCAAAAGAAGCCGGAGCUUUGCUGGGGUUAAAGGUUGUGGGAGGAAGAAUAACAGAGUCAGGGAGAUUAGGUGCCUUCAUCACCAAAGUCAAGAAGGGAAGCCUGGCUGAUGUGGUGGGACAUCUCAGAGCAGGGGAUGAAGUUCUGCAGUGGAACGGGAAGCUGUUACCGGGGGCGACCAUGAAGGAAGUUUAUAACAUCAUCCUGGAAUCGCAAGCUGAGCCUCAAGUGGAGCUGGUGGUAUCCAGGCCUAUUGGGGUGUAUAGAAAAUAUCAUGAUAUCCCAAGAAUCCCAGACACGUCCCACCCUCCAUUAGAAUCUACAGGUUCCAGUUCUUUUGAGUCCCAGAAGAUGGAGAGACCAUCCUUAAAUGUCCUGUCUCCCUCCAGUCCUGGGAUGCUUCAAGAUGCUCCACAGUUAAUGCCAGGGCAACUCUCAGUGAAGCUGUGGUACGACAAAGUGGGACAUCAGCUUAUAGUCAACGUGCUGCAGGCCACAGAGCUUCAUCUUCGGCCUGACGGGCGUCCCAGGAGCCCCUACGUCAAAAUGUACUUCCUUCCAGACCGCAGCGACAAGAGCAAGCGGAGGACGAAAACAAUGAAGAAGACCUGUGAGCCCAAGUGGAACCAGACCUUCGUCUACCCUCACGUCCAUCGCAGGGAUUUCCGCAACCACAUGCUGGAGCUGACUAUAUGGGAUCAACCCAGGUCACCGGAUGAGGACAGCACCUUUAUGGGAGAGAUCCUGAUAGAGCUUGAGACGGCCUUGCUGGACGACAAGCCCCACUGGUACCCGCUCCAAACCCACGACGUCUCAUCCAUACCGCUGCCCCGGCCCUCUCCGUACCUGCCCCGCCGACUCACCGAGCCCCACGGCAAGAAGCUGCAGCGUUCUCAGCGUGUAAGAGAGCCUGAAUUUGAUGAAGGUACUGCAGUAAUGUCCAAAGCAGCGGACGGGCGUGGCAGGGAGAGGCAGCGGGAGUCCACGUCCACCCUGGAGGUGCCGGACCAGCAGAGGACGCCCGCCCAUCACAUACGCUCCCGCUCGGUCUCGCCUCACCGCGAGGAGCAAGGGAGGACGCGGUCGCGGCCGCCCAACGUCCCCGCACAAAGGAGUCUGGAUGACGAGCUUCCUCACGCACGCCGCUCGCGCUCUCCGACCCGCCACUACGACGCCGUCAGGGGUCGCCGCCAUGAGGACGAGUACCUGGAUGACAGUGAGGUCAUCAUGAUCCACCAGUCAAUGCGAGGCAAAAGUGCCGAAUGCCUCCACACCAGGAGAUCUACCAGGCACAAUAACACACUGCCACCUAAGAUGCCCCUUUUGUUCAACGGCACCAAACGCACUAACAGUGAUCUGCAGCCUUCUCUGGACAGGGUUAGGAGCGCUAGCGCCAAUUGUCUGACUCCAAACAUUCACGCCCCCUCAUCAGAGACUGAAAGAAAACCUUUUUCCCAUUCGCUGCCUCGGCGACGUCCGGCAAGUCCCAGGAUUCUUAUCCAACAUGCGUCUCCUGAAGAUGACAGGCAGCCUCGGACCCUGGAGACGCCCGAGUGCCACACUCUUGGCAGCGAGCUCCCAGACAGUGGCAGGGGCCACCUCCAAGGUGGUGCGUCUCUUUCCUCCUCCGUGACGUCCUCCUCCAACCGCAGGGUGAGGCAACUCCCACAACUUCCCCCCAAGAGCAGCACUGUAGAACAAGCCCUGGUAGCAGAGGAGUGCGUUCGUCAGCUCCAGAUGAGGGUCCAUUCCAACCGGGCGUCAGCUGCCACCACCUCCAGCCAACAGGACCUGGACCGGGCCCUCAAGAACAAACGGGAGCUCUACAAGGACCAGAGGCGGAGCACCGAGAACGUCUCCCAUAAGUCUUCGGACAGCGAUGUCAGCGACGUGUCAGCCAUCUCUCGAACCAGCAGUGCCUCUCGCCUCAGUAGCACCAGCUACAUGUCCAUCCAGUCGGAGAGACCCCGGGGACGCUUCAGGGCCAUGCGUGCAACGGGCCGCCACAUGCUGAAGAGCACCAGCGUAAGCGGCGAGAUCUACGGCAUGGAGCACGUCGACGGCAGCCAAUCGGACACGGCGCUCGGGAGCGGCAUCAAGAAGCGGCGCUCGAGCCUCAGCCAGCGCGUCGUCGCCAUCCUGCCGUCCAGACGCAGCCGGAGCACCUCGCAACUCAGCCAGACGGAGGCGGCGGGUAAGGCGGCAAACAGACAGAAAGAAGCACCGGCAGGAAAGAAGGUGGGUAAGGGCGGCAGCAGCAGCAUCCAGAGGAGCGUGGAGACCGGCAUGGCGGUGGAGUACCCGCGGGGAGGGUCGUCCAUGAACCGACAGGCCAGCAGAGAGUCGACCGAUGGCAGCAUGAACAGCUACAGCUCUGAGGGGAAUCUGAUAUUCUCAGGGAUGCGGUUGGGCGCCGACAGUCAAUUCAGUGACUUCCUGGACGGUUUGGGUCCCGGUCAGCUGGUUGGCCGGCAAACACUGGCCACGCCUGCUAUGGGUGAUGUUCAGAUCGGCUUGAUGGAUAAGAAAGGCCAGCUGGAGGUGGAGGUGAUCAGGGCACGAGGCCUUACCUCCAAACCAGGCUCCAAAUCCCUCCCAGCUCCCUACGUCAAGGUGUACCUGCUGGAUACUGGAACUUGUAAAGCCAAAAAGAAAACCAAGAUUGCACGAAAGACCCUGGAGCCACUCUACCAGCAGCACCUGCUCUUCGAGGAGAGUCCCCAGGGCAAGGUGCUUCAGGUGAUAGUAUGGGGUGACUACGGAAGAUUGGACCACAAAUGCUUCAUGGGCGUAGCACAGAUCUUAUUGGAGGAGCUGGACCUCUCAAGCACGGUGAUUGGCUGGUACAAACUGUUUCCACCGUCCUCAUUGGUGGACCCUACGUUAGCGCCGCUGACGCGGCUGGCGUCUCAGACGUCACUGGACAGCUCAGGACCGCCACCGGGCGUUCGGUCCUAGUGACCGAGUCUCGCCCGGACCCCCCACCCCGUUCAAUUGCUCUUAAAUGACAAAGUAAUGGACCACAGUUACUGGACUGGGACUGAGCAGAGGGAGAGGACGACGGUCGUCAACCAAUGGAAAAGCCAGAUGGAGUAACCGAGAGAGAGAGAGAGAGAACUAGCCAAUCAAUGCCUAGCCGGAGUCCGACAAUCAGGUCUCACACCGUCCCUCUUUCCUCGUCCGGAUUUCUCUUUGUUCUUUUAAGCUUUGCUUUAUUUGUUUCUGUACUCUGCAGCUGGAGAAUCCUGUCCCAUAUUUCUCAACUCUCGCUGAGGUUUUUCUCCCUUUUUGAAGGUGCAGCUCCGAUCGGAGCCAGAGAUGCACCAAUCGCACUCCCCCCCGAUACCGACAGCAAUACCCGCGCUUGAGAAAUGGUUGAUGUGGAGUUGCGACCAGCUACCGGUGUUCAAUUAAUAAACUGUAAAUCUCACAAUUUAAUGGAGCAACAAAUUGGUCAAAACUUGAACCGGAAAUGAAAUUGUAGUCUGUAAGGUUUAGCAUACAAACAGAACUAAAUUGAAUAGAUCUGCCACUUUGACAGAUUAAUGAUCCAACUCCGUUGUCAGUACCAUAUCGUUAACGGUGCGUCCACAAUCCGAACACCCCCCCCCCGAAAAUAUUGUCCUCCAGCCGUUCAGAGUAACAAGGUGCAAGACCGAGCAAGUAGCAAACCGAGGCGGCUUCACUCAGCCGUGCCGUCACGCGGAUUGGUGGUUGUUUCUGCCGGCGUUGCCAUGGUGACCAGGCAUAUGCGGUCGGGUUUGCGCUUUUUAUGAAAGGAGUCUGCACGCUCAUUGUUAGCCUUGGUUUGAUGGAUGAAAGCAAGCACAAGGAAAGCUUGAAUCUUUAAUUCGAACCGGGAGGAAACAAACUAGAUGCCAAAUUGACUUUCAUUUUUACUUUGUUUAUUUCUUAGAGUUCAAAAAUAAUACGAGGCGCAGACUCAGUCUGUGUAUGUUUGUAUCGAGCAAUGAUGCGCCAUUCGCACAAAACCUUUGCUCCACCCCCCCAGGAGGGAGCAGCAGCAUGACUCGGGGGGGCCCCGUCCACAGCCCGGCCCAAAGCCACAUGCAUGUUUCUUUCAUUCGGUUUGUUUUCUACUUUUUUUAAAAUGUAAAAUAAAAAAGACGAGACAAAUGAACGAAUGACCUAAAAAAAUAAAAUAAAAAAGGACUAGACCGUGUGUGUGUUAGUCCCACAUACUUUUAGGCCAGCUUGUAUGUUGCAUGUUCUUGUACAGUUUGCUCGUACUGAAUAUGAAAACAAACCCGAGAAAAGCCAAGCCCCCCCCCCGACAGGAGCGAACCAAUAGAGGGGGGAACGGGGUCCAAACUCCUCCCAGGCCAUUCCUUCCACUCUGGGUCUAAAUAUCCUUGUUAGGAAGUCUCUGGAACAAAAAUGAAAUUCUUUUUUUGACAAACAGUGCUGUGCUGUAGUACUGGAGCCCCCCGGUUGAUCAUUGAGGGUGUCUAAACCGUAGUCGGGGCUAGAGGCAGAUAGAGAAUGUGUGUAUAACAGCUAAAUGUAUAUGAAGUAUAAUGAGUUGACAGAAGUUAUAUAGAUAUAUGAACAUAAAGAGUAUCAAAGCGUACAUGCGUCACGCACACCUUGUACAUACAAAUCAGGACAAGCGGCUUGAACUCGAGUUAUAAACAAAACAUCGCUGACACACAAACAUUCCUGGUCUCGUCGAGGGGAAUUUGCGUCCUGUGGAUGUGCUCGAGCUGCUGAGCGGCACCGGGCCACAAGGGGGCGCUCAACAGGCCGUUAUUUUCUUUUGCCAAAAAAAAAAAACAGCCAAACCAAUUAGAACUAACUUUUCUUCUCGUUAAUCCCCGUCUAUCAAUGUACGCUUGGACUUUUAACGCCAACGAGAAAUCUGACCUUUUCGGACAUAGUUUCUGUUGAAAAGCCCUCGGCGGCGCGGCCGACCGCCCUUUCCUUUGUCAGUAUUACUCCAGGAAUACUGAUUGUUUACAGCCCAUGGCUCCCCGCCCACUCCCUAACCACGAUUUUAGAUGAAAGACUAAAGUAUUCACUGCAACAGUUCUUGUUUGUACAACAGAUGUGGCUCUACCGAUGUGUAUGUUUUAUAUUCAAGAGUUCAUUUUUAUUAUUUACAAAUAAAAGACCGUGGAAGAAGA